Molecule: messenger RNA, 2077 nt
Organism: Echinops telfairi (small Madagascar hedgehog)
Lineage: Eukaryota; Metazoa; Chordata; Mammalia; Afrosoricida; Tenrecidae
Gene: COQ8A
Product: coenzyme Q8A
Exons: 15
Coding region: 110-2044 (644 amino acids)
Biological process (GO): ubiquinone biosynthetic process
Cellular component (GO): extrinsic component of mitochondrial inner membrane
Molecular function (GO): kinase activity
Source: RefSeq, a predicted model, not a curated record
GUUGGUAAACAGAUCUGGAACGCGUGCCUGCCGCCAGCACUGCUGAGGGCGCGCAGGGGCGGCGCGAAGGUGACCGUGCAUUUCAGAGUCUUGCAGCGGGCCCUGAAGGAUGGCUGCCAUGCUGGGGGACGCCAUCAUGGUGAUCAGAGGCCUUUCCAAGCUGACCCAGGCGGCCCUGGAAACCCACCUGCAGCACUUGGGCCUCGGCGGGGAGCUUGUCAUGGCAGCCAGGGCCCUGCAGUCCACAGCCACCGAGCAGUUUGGCGUGGUCUUUGGGAAGGUGCAGGGUCAGGAGAGACAUGAAGAGCCGUAUGCUGAGAGCUUCGAUGACCUGGAGGCAGAGUUCCACUUUUUGGGCCCACAGGCUGAAGGAGACUCUGCAGGUCUCUCUGCUGACCAGCCCUCCCCAUCGCCCCAGGAUCACACCUGUAAGGAGGGCCCAGCUCCUGCCUAUGUGACCAGUGGACCCUUCAGCAGCGCUGGCUUUCCAGGCCAGGCCGCCUCCCACCUGGGCCGAGUGAAUGGGAAGCUCUUUGCAGACCACCAGGACCCAUUCUCUGCCAUAAGCGUCCAGCGAAGAUUCUUCCACCAGGACCAGGCCCCUGUGGGAGGCCUCACGGCGGAGGACAUCGAAAAGGCCCGGCAGGCCAAGGCGCGCCCUGAGAGCAAGCCCCACAAGCAGAUGCUCAGUGAGCGAGCUCGGGAGCGCAAGGUGCCAGUUACUCGGAUUGGCCGGCUGGCCAAUUUCGGAGGUCUGGCCGUGGGUCUGGGCUUUGGGGCACUGGCUGAAGUCGCCAAGAAGAGCCUCCGUGCUGACGAUCCCGCAGGGAAGAAGGCCGUGCUGGACUCCAGCCCCUUCCUGUCGGAGGCCAACGCCGAGCGCAUCGUGAGCACGCUGUGCAAGGUUCGGGGGGCCGCCCUCAAGCUGGGCCAGAUGCUGAGCAUCCAGGACGAUGCGUUCAUCAACCCGCACCUGGCCAAGAUCUUUGAGCGCGUGAGGCAGAGCGCCGACUUCAUGCCACUGAAACAAAUGAUGAAAACCCUUAACACUGACCUGGGUCCCCACUGGCGGGACAAGCUGGAGUACUUCGAGGAGCGGCCCUUUGCGGCUGCCUCCAUUGGGCAGGUGCAUCUGGCCCGCAUGAAGGGUGGCCAGGAGGUGGCCAUGAAGAUCCAGUACCCUGGCGUGGCCCAGAGCAUCAACAGUGACGUCAACAACCUCAUGGCCGUGCUGAACAUGAGCAACAUGCUUCCAGAAGGCCUGUUCCCAGAACACCUGAUUGACGUGCUGAGGCGGGAGCUGGCCCUGGAAUGUGACUACCAAAGAGAGGCUGCCUGUGCCCGGAAGUUCAGAGAGCUGCUGAAGGAUGACCCCUUCUUCUACGUUCCUGAGAUCGUGGACGAGCUCUGCAGUCCCCACGUGCUGACCACCGAGCUGGUGUCUGGCUUCCCUCUGGACCAAGCUGAGGGGCUGAGCCAGGAGAUUCGCAACGAGAUCUGCCACAACAUCUUGGUUCUGUGCCUCCGGGAGCUGUUUGAGUUCCACUUCAUGCAGACCGACCCCAACUGGUCCAACUUCUUCUAUGACCCUCAGCUGCACAAGGUGGCCCUUCUGGACUUUGGGGCAACUCGGGAAUAUGACAGGAACUUUACAGACCUCUACAUUCAGAUCAUCCGGGCUGCAGCCAACAGGGACCGGGAGGCCGUGCUGAAGAAGUCCAUAGAGAUGAAGUUCCUCACCGGCUAUGAGGUCAAGGCCAUGGAAGAUGCCCACUUGGAUGCCAUCCUCAUCCUGGGGGAGGCUUUUGCCUCUGAGGAGCCCUUUGACUUUGGCACCCAGAGCACCACUGAGAAGAUCCACAGCCUGAUCCCCAUCAUGCUGAAGCACCGGCUAAUCCCCCCACCCGAGGAGACCUACUCGCUGCACAGGAAGAUGGGGGGCUCGUUCCUCAUCUGCUCCAAGCUCAAGGCCUGCUUCCCCUGCAAAGCCAUGUUUGAGGAGGCCUACAGCAACUACUGUCAGAGCCGGGCCGAGCGGCAGUAGCCCAUGGGCCCCCAGCGGCCCCGGCCCCGGCCC